GGCGGCCGCGUGAUGGCGGCGGAGGCCUGCGGCCGCCACGCUGCGGGAUGGGCGCUGCCCCUCCGCCCGCCGCUCUGCCUCGCCUGCGCCGUGGGCACCCUGGGCGAUGGUGGUGCCUCGCUGGUGCGGAAGAAGCACGCGCUGUCCCGGCUGCGCGAUGCCCUGGCCUGGCAGACGCUGCCCGUCAUCCGGCUGUUGGCACUGGACGAGAGGGUCUGCGCCUCUUUGGUAGGAGCCCUCUUUGGGAUGUGCCAUACUGUGGAAGACAGUGAUGCCCAGGACCAAUUCAUAGAAGUUCUGGUGCAUCUGGUAGUGGAGCUGAAGUCCGAGCAGUAUUUGCGCUGCAUUUUGGAUGAAAGCCAAAAAGAGCUGAGCAAAGCAACUACCAUGAGAGGCAGCCUGCCCAUAUUCACUCUCCUGGGCAAGCUGGCAGAUGCCAUCCCAGUCUUUGCUGAUAUACUGGUGGUAAAGCACAGUAAUUUAGUGGAUCAUCUGCCGCUGGGCUUGAUGUACCCAAACGAAGGUGUAAAGGCUGCUGUCUGCUACUUGUAUGGCAAGCUGUACUCCUCUCCUGUUGGCACAGAAAGGCUCUCAGCACACUUCGAAGAAAAGCUGUGUGGUCUCUUCUUGAAUACUUUGGGCCAUGCUCAGACAAAGGAGCUUCAGGUUAAUUGUUUGGGUUUGCUAAAGGAGCUGCUGAAGUCUGACCAUUUUGUAUCCAUUCUUAUGAAUAAUUCAAGGACAGAGGAGGAAUCUGAAAACUCUGACUUCUUAGAAGGGGAAAAUCCACUUCCACUUGUUCUCAAAAAGUUUUUGUUGACCAGAGAUGAGAUGUUACAGGCAGCGAGUUCUCACUGUGUGGCUGCAGUGCUGGUUCACUCUCCCAGCAGAUAUGCUCCUGCCUUUAUUCAUGCAGAUGUCCCAGAAUUCCUGUUCGAGUGUCUCUUGUGCAACAGUGAGAUUCUCAUCUGGUCAGUGUAUUGCUGUCUGCUUCUGCUAACUGAAGAGCGCCUUUUCUUUUCCAAGUGUCACACGGUCUAUGGCAUUGAAUCUCUGGUGAGGAGUCUCCAAGAUGUCCUGCAGCUGAACAAUGUGGAGUUACACAAGCAAGGGCUCCUGCUCUUCACUGAAAUACUGAAACGGCAACCAGUGGAAAUCACAUUAUUCACAAACCGAGGUGUAUGUCUAGAUGCCAUUGAUGUUCUGAUGAAGACAAUGGACUGCCCAGUGCUGGAGGUGGUAGUGGGGGCUGUGAAAGCUGUGGCAGCUUUUCUGAGGAAGGACCAUCUGAGCUCUCCUCCAGUCCCGUAUGAAAAGCUGCAGAAACUGCUGGAGGCAGUGCUGAAGAGAUGUGCUGACCUUUCCCCACCACAGAGUAGCAAGAAGCAUGCAGGCGAUCUCCUGUUCCCAGUGUCUCAGAGUCUUAGCAGAGUUUCUCAGAGACAGGGCCAGCUCUUGCUCAACACCCUGGAAAGUUUCAGAAGUGCCUGCAGGUUAGCAGUGGAAUACCAGAGUGACCCCAUGGCCCAGGAGAACGCUUUCACUGCCCCUGGCUCGGAGAGCAAGGAGACGCUGAGCAACUUCUCUGAGUUCCUGCUGAGGAUCUGUGACAAUCUCUGCAUCCCCAUGGUCAUGAACUACCUGGAAAGGGCUGUCAGCUCGGCAGUGAUGGAGGUUUUCAUCUCAGCACUAAAUACCCUCUUUAUGGUGGUGCCAAACAUGCGGAUUAAGUUCUCCAAAAAGCUGGCAUCCUCCUCCUUCAUCCGACUGACGCUGGAGCUGAAGGCCAGAUUUUGCUCUGUACAAAGUAAUCCUGCCUUGAAUCAGGCCUGUUCCAGAUUCCUCUGCAACUUGUGCCUGAGCCUUUACUCUGCCACAGAGAAGGAGAGAAUUUCUGCUCAGGAAGAGCAAGAGAUGUCUGAGCUCCUGCAGAAGGGUUUGCCUCAAUUAAACUACACAGUUGCUGAAAGCCUUCUCCUGCUGGCUGAAAACCCCGAGGCUUUCUCCUUGGAUCAGUCCCUUUGCAGCCACCAACACUGCUUCAUACUCCUCUCAUACUUUGCCUACACCCUUGGGGACAGGUUUGUCCCAGAAGCAGAACUGUUUUUAGCCAUAAGAAAUUUCCUCCUAUCAGCACAGGACCGUGGAAACUGUCCCCCUCCAUACAUACUCAGAGCUGUGCUUUACCUCCUUGCUGUUUGUCAGGACAAAGGCAAAGGCCUGGACUCGAGGUCCUUGUGUACCAUAAGGAGGAUCCUGGAUAAUCUCCCAGAUCUGGGCUUGGUCUACGUUCACUGUCCUCUCCUGCUUGAAUUCUUCCUGCGCUACCCUGAACUUAUGGGGAGAUUUGGACACCAGGUUCUACAGCUCUGGUUUUCCUGGGAAGACUGCAGUCAGACUGAGACUGAAGAGGAUGGUUUUGGCCUGCCUGAUCAGCUGAGCAGUGCUAACCCUUUACUUCCCAUUCUGAAGAGCAAUUCCAGCAUUUUGCUUAUUUUACUGGACCUGGUCUGCUCAAGCUCCGUGGAGGUAGCUCAGAAGGUGUUGGUGACUCUGAGGACCUUCCUGGAAAGAAGUGAGGAUGUCCUUGUCUGUGACCUCCUCCGGAGCCGGUUCCUGCAGAUUCUGCAGCAGCUAUUGGUAGAGAGUAGCUCAGCUUCCUUACAAGCUAACAGGAACCUGCCCAUUUUGCUGAGCCUGCUAUUCCUGGUGCAGCUGCGGAGCAAGGGCAUGAGGGAGCUGGACAGCACAGACUUCAAGCUGCUUCACCAAGUCAGUAACCUCUGCGGGAAAUGCAGGCCCAGAGACACUGACCUUCUGCAGCCAUCCCUGAAUUUUCUGUACUGGAGCCUUCAUCAGACAACACCUUGUAGUCAACAGAGAGCAGUGGCUGUGCUGCUCUCCAACGUGUCCUUGCUAGAGCUCCUCCAGAAGGUGAUGGAGUGCACCUGGACGAGGUCCUUUCCCUCUGAACCUGCCUACCUGUUGCCUGAGGAUGCCUUGCUGUGUUCCGGAUGGCUCUUGGCUGCUUCCCUCUUAAUUUAUCAGCAUCGUUACAACGCUGAGGUUCACCAGACACUCACUCUAGACCUAACAGAAGUCCUGAAUGCAAUCAUCUUCAGGAAGAAGAAGCCAAUCCUGCUGUUAGUGAGCAUCAUGCAGUUCCUGAGAGCUGUCCUGCGACAGAACUUCUCCUCCUCCCUGCUGGUGAUUGUCAUCCAGAACACAGCCCAUGGCGCUACACAACCACAGCCAUCAUCGCUGGAGGAUGCUGCCUUGCACCCCUUUGCCAUGCAGCAGGUCUUCUCACUUCUCGUCAGCCUGCAGAACCUUUUGGUGCAUGUCUACUUGCAGAAAGACUUGCUGCUUUCUCAAGCUGUGGUUGCCUGCCUGGAAACCUUACUGGAAUACCUGUGUGUGAAGAACCAGGAUGUUGCACUACACGUUGCUUCACAGCCCUGGCACCGAUUCCUGCUCUUGACACUGCUCAGUGGGGGCCAGAAAUCCGUUCUGCAGCCAGAAAUUCUCAGACUCGUGACUUUGUUUGUGAGGUACCAGAGCAGCAAUGUUAUUUCUCAAAAAGAAAUUAGCCUGAUUCUUCGGGAGGCAGCAAAAGCCAACUUACCAGAGCUGCCGGAGGCCACGUCUCGGGCACUUCACCUCUUCCUUCGUCAGAUUCAGAGCAGUCAUUGUCAGAUGGAGGCGGUGGAGGCAGGGACCAUUCAGACCUUGCUGGAGCACCUUUCGGGACAGAGGAGCACCUGUGCAAAACAUCAGGACAUCGUGUAUCCUUUUGCUGGGCAGAAGCCUUUGAUAGGAGAUAUGAGGGUGGUAGAUGUAAUAGGGGUAGAAAGGGCACUUUGCUGUUCCUGACCAUUUUUCAGCCAAAGGCAAACAAGAGUGCAAAAACUGGUGGUGGCUGCUACAGUUGGCUAAUUUGGGGAUGAAAUACCUCAUCAUCCUCAAAAUUGAGAAGGCAUUUGGGAAACAAGGAGUCAUUUGGGAUGAAAGACAGGUCUCUGUACAGGGAUUGCGUUCAUCUGUAAGGUAGAGAUGAUACAAUGAAAGGGGAGCAGGCUGGGGCAACCGUGACUUCAAAGCAGCAGCAAUUCCUGUGUUGAUUUCCCUAGAGGACGAGCAGCCAUUUAACCUCCGUGUGCAAACUAGCACCAAUUUGCCUGUAGAGUCAUGGCAACCCAGAGAUAACUCGUGCACUUUCAAAGUACAGCAAGUGUUCAGAAGCUGCCCAGUGGAGUUACCCCGUUGCUUUCUGCUUGGCCGUAGCAGCAGAGUCCCCUGCUGAGAACUGACUCCUCCUUUUCUCCGUGGACAGGAGGGAGGGGUCACUCGCAGGUUACUUUUGGACAAAGAGGGAGCCUGAUGUACGUGUCAAAUUCAGUAUUUGUUUAUUUCUGAAAAUGUCCGCUUUUGCCUUCAUGUUUUCAUCACGCUGCAUUGCCUCAGACAGGUAAUAGAUAUGGAGCUGGCCCCAGCAAUGGUUUCCUACAGGGUGGGGGACUUCCUCCAUCGUAUCGGUGGGAUGACACUGUCAUCAGCCAUGGGCAGGGCGUAUGGAGGGUGAGGUGACUGUUACUGCUGAGAAACGGCUUGUCUUCAUGCUUAACCCCCACGUCACGCCACUGCUCUGUGGUGGGAAGCACAGGGUUGUCCUGGAGCUCAGGUUCUCCUGGUGAAGACUGCACCAGCCCUGUCAAGUUCCUCUCUGCUGUCUUGCUGGUCUGUAUGGCAGUGAGGGAAGGUGGAUGUUGUUACAUUGCCCAAGUCGUCUGGUUAUGCUCGUAGUGCUGCAGUGGUGGCUACCUGAAUGGGAUGGUCGUGAACACGGAAAAGAAAAUCCUUUGGUCAACAGCAAGCUUUGAUGUCAGUUUUAUCAGGAAAGAACUUUCUUUGGGCUCACCCACACGAAUGUUUCUCAUGUGUCGGUGGGAUUUCCGUGGUUUGGGAGGGGGGUGGUUGAGUAAUGAAUACUCCCGUCAGCAGUGUGUCAAAUGUGGGAACUGCGGUGUCGUGCUGGAGUUUCAGCCGGGCUUUCCCUUUGGUUUCCACUCAUGCCGUCAACGACAGAUGUCUGGGAGGUGUGGCAGUGUCCCUCGCACACAUUGGAGACUGAAACGAGAAGAGUGCGUGCAAUGGGGCGACGGGGAAAGAAUGGAACAGGAGACCACACGUAUUUCCAGCGGGUUGUAGAGAAGAAGAUGGACGAAGGAAGUCAUUUCCAGCUCACUUAGAAAAAAAAAAAAAAAGUUGAAAAUUGUUCAUAAAGCCCGGUUUC
This is a messenger RNA of Cygnus olor (mute swan), 5293 nucleotides long. It is a transcript of the gene MEI1, whose product is annotated as meiotic double-stranded break formation protein 1. The record is from RefSeq and is a predicted model, not a curated record. Gene Ontology annotation, biological process: meiosis I. NCBI's taxonomy places the organism in Eukaryota, Metazoa, Chordata, Aves, Anseriformes, Anatidae. Bases 13 to 3873 code for a protein of 1286 amino acids. The transcript is spliced from 30 exons.